Trichoplusia ni (cabbage looper) is the source of this 1371-nucleotide messenger RNA. RefSeq lists its product as uncharacterized. Bases 371 to 1294 code for a protein of 307 amino acids. NCBI's taxonomy places the organism in Eukaryota, Metazoa, Arthropoda, Insecta, Lepidoptera, Noctuidae. The record is from RefSeq and is a predicted model, not a curated record. The transcript has a single exon.
AAAAUAGCCAAGAAUCAAACCACUGCUGUGGUAAUAACAUUAAGAGCAUUAAGUUCCCUACUGUAAAGCUACCAACCUUUGAUGGCAAUUACAAUACAUGGUUAGAAUUCUAUGACACAUUUAACUCACUUAUUCAUAACAAUGUAGCAUUAAAUGAUAUAAAUAAAUUUCAGUACUUAAAAGCAUCAUUGACAGGGCAGGCAACUUCUGUAAUAGUAUCAGUCGUUGGUGAACACUCAAAUAGUCAGUACGCGUCGCUUUAAAAAUAUAUUGUCAACCUUUGGUUAGAUUCACAAACAAACAAAUUGUUAAUAUUUGAGUUCCAUAAUUUUGUUGUGUUAAAUAAAUAGGUUGUCUACGAUUUGUUAUAAUGAAAACGUGCAGCAUUUGUAACAUCACUGCUAAUGAAGGCGUCCAAUGCACAAGUUGCAAUAAAUUUAUGGAUUUUGGAUGUGCAAAAAUUUCGGAAGGGGGCUGGAAAAAAUUGGGUGCUGAGAGAAGGGCGCAGUGGAGAUGCUCCGCAUGCAAGAUUUCGUCACCAGCCGUGUCUAAUAAUGAACCGGCAUCUCUUGAAACCAUACUGUCGGAAUUAAGAGACAUGAAACGACAGCUACUUAGCUUGCCGAAAUUGAUGGACGAUAUCCAAGAAAUUAAAGGUGAACUGUCCCAAGUAAAGGGGACAUGUGAAUCUACGAGUGCCAAACUUGAGGAAUAUGGCUCCAGGCUGUCUGAUUUGGAACUUAAAGUUACCGAACUUGAAAAGCUCCAGGAGUCAAUUAAUUGCUUGCAGACUGAUAUUGCGAAGAUCAAGUUUGAGUUUGCAUCACAAGAUCAAAGGUCCCGCCUAAAUAAUGUGGAGAUCAAGGGAGUUCCUCUUAAAAAAGAUGAGAAUCUAUUUUCAAUCUUUGAUUCUAUCAGCCGCAUGAUCAACUACAAUUGUCCGAAAACCCAAAUCAAUUAUAUCUCCAGAGUUCCCAUAUAUAAUUCCAGCGAAAAGCUUAUAAUUGUGAGUUUUCUAAACUGUUACAUUAAAGAGGACUUUAUUGCGGCUGCUCGCGCUAACAGAGACUUGUCUGCCCCCGACAUUGGUUAUCAGGGAUCGUCGAAUCGUAUCUACAUCAAUGACCAUCUGAGCGUCGAACAUAAGAAAUUGCUAAGCAGAGUCAAGGCCAUCGCCAAAGAGAAAUCAUAUGAGUAUGUAUGGGUUAAGCAUGGUAAAAUCCAUGUCUUGAAAAAUCAGUCCUCAAAGCUCGUAAUAAUUAGAAAAGACGCGGAUUUAAACAAGAUUGCUUGAUAUGUUUUUUACUUAGUAUUCUCCAUUUACUGCUACGUACUGUGUUUUUUAAAUAUUACUCAACUAGAUUGCUAAUU